AUGGGUCAUCCAAUAGAUUUUAAGAAUGACGAUACACAGACUGAUCUCAGGUCAAUCCUGCCACAAAGAUCAGCCGUAACAAACCCUGUCUGUGAGAAGAAUGACCAGUCUAUGAAUCAACUACAGGACUUUAAUGAAAGCAGCCAUGAAGUCCUCAAGUUUAGAUCAAAUCUGAUGAAGAAGUUUGAGCAUCUGUAUGAAGGAACAGCAAAGCAGGGAAACCCAACUCUCCUGAAUGAGAUCUACACAGAGCUCUACAUCAGAGGGUGACAGUGGAGAGAUCAGUAAUGAGCAUGAGGUGAGACAGAUUGAGACACAAUCCAGGAGAGCAGCAACAGAGGACACACCGAUCAAAUGCAAUGACAUCUUCAGGCCUUUACCUGGACAAAACAAACCCAUCAGAACUGUGCUGACAAAGGGAGUCGCUGGCAUUGGAAAAACAGUCUCUGUGCAGAAGUUCAUCCUAGACUGGGCUGAAGGGAAAGUGAAUCAGGACGUCCAGCUCAUAUUUCCACUUCCUUUCAGAGAACUCAAUUUGAUGAAGGACAAAACACUCAGUCUUUCAGAUCUUCUUCAUGUCUUUUUCCCUGAAACAAAAAAAAUGGAAAUAUCCAGUGACAAAUAUAAAGUGUUGUUUAUCUUUGAUGGUCUGGAUGAGUGUCGUCUGUCUCUGGAUUUUCAGAGUGAUGUGAGGUUGUGUGAAGUAAGUGAAUCAGACUCAGUGGACGUGCUGCUGAUGAACCUCAUUGCGGGGAAUCUGCUUCCCUCUGCUCUCAUCUGGAUCACCUCCAGACCAGCAGCAGCUGAACUCAUCCCCUCUAAGUGUGUCCAUCGAGUGACAGAGGUACGAGGCUUCAAUGAGCCACAGAAGGAGGAAUACUUCAGGAAGAGAAUCAGUGAUCAGAGUCUGGCCAAUAAAAUCAUCUCACACCUGAAGUCAUCAAGGAGCCUCUACAUCAUGUGCCACAUCCCAGUGUUCUGCUGGAUCUCAGCCACUGUUCUAGAGAAGAUGUUGAGUGAAGCAGAGAGUGGAGAGAUUCCCAAGACUCUCACUCAAAUGUACACACACUUCCUGAUCCUUCAGACCGACAUCAAACAUGAGAAGGACUAUAGGAAGAACCUGACAGAUGAAGACAUGAUCUCAAACUGGGGAAAGUGUCUUUUCAGCAGCUUGUGAAAGGCAAUGUGAUCUUCUAUGAGGAAGACCUGAGAGAGUGUGGCAUUGAUGUGACAGAAGCAUCAGUGUACUCUGGAUUGUGCACUCAGAUCUUCAGAGAGGAGUCAGGCUUGUAUCAGGGGAAAGUCUUCUG
Molecule: messenger RNA, 1310 nt
Organism: Ctenopharyngodon idella (grass carp)
Lineage: Eukaryota; Metazoa; Chordata; Actinopteri; Cypriniformes; Xenocyprididae
Product: NLR family CARD domain-containing protein 3-like
Exons: 3
Coding region: 236-1177 (313 amino acids)
Source: RefSeq, a predicted model, not a curated record